This is a messenger RNA of Microcebus murinus (gray mouse lemur), 10819 nucleotides long. NCBI's taxonomy places the organism in Eukaryota, Metazoa, Chordata, Mammalia, Primates, Cheirogaleidae. The record is from RefSeq and is a predicted model, not a curated record.
UUGGGCAGAUCUUUGCCUAAUGCCUUCAGGGGUUGGAAUAGCUCCAGUUCUCCAGACUUUAGCUUUCGCCUUGAUUCAUGGGCCCCCAUUCACAGAGGAGUCUCAGGAUUGAAACCGGACCGUGGGAGACUGUCUGCAUCAGCAACUAAAGGAUUUCUUCUGGGAUCAAGGCAGAGAUCACUGACCGGCCAGCAGUGGACCAAGUCUGGCUAGCUGGUGUGUGUGUGUGCCCCCACAUAGUGUUUUUAAAAAGUGGAAUUAAUCACCAAUUAAUAUAAAAUUGGGAGAUUUCACACAAAAGUUAGGAUUUCUAACUUCUUAGGAAAAAAACCCAGAAUAUCUGACAAUGUGGGGCCUGAAUUUCCUUUUGUCAGCAGGUUCCUGAAACCAAAUUGUGCCUGUCGCUGGGGUAGAUACUCUCCAUAGGCCGCCCUCGUUUGUGUCACCUUCCUGGGCCUUGCAGGCAUUUAAGUGAGCACUGGGUGUGUGGUUAGCACUGAGUGGGCAGGGGAGGCCUGGGGCCGUCCACCAUGAUGAACAGACCCUGAAGUGGUUAGUCAGGCUGGCCCUGAGGGCUUAGCUGUGGGCUCAGUCUUAGUUCUGGACUCAAAAUGUUCGUUGUCCCUGGAGAACUGCUUGAGGCCUGUCUGGGGAAGUUGAAGACCCUCCAAGGACAGACACUGCAGAGCCAGUGGAAUCUUGAAAUCCAUCCUUGAGCAGUGUGGAUCUUAUACUUGGGAGUUUGAAGCAAGCUGGCCUCUUUGGAUGCUCUUGGGUAAGAUCCGCCUGGAGUUUGGAGCUAGACCAAAGUAAAGAGUCUUGGUGCUGGCUGCACCCUUAUUUUCCAUUCCCAAACAAACCAAUAGACAACUCAUGGGAGCCAUGGCACAGAAACGUCUAGCCUGGCAAUUGCUGGCUCUCUGCAAGAUCAUCAAAAUAUUAUUUUGCCACUGAGUCCCUGGCAGAAUAUCCUGGAAUCUGUAUAAAGUUCACUGGUUUGAGCUACGGCAGUGACUUUGCUGUGAUAUGAAAUGUUUGAGGUAUAGCAGGCCCUUGCUGGCUUCCUCCUUCUGUUGGGAGCACCUUGCCAUCUGUCUCCGUCCAAAGUCAGCCGUGAGUGGGGGAGAUGGGGAAGGACAUAGACAGGAAAUUAUUUUUAUUUGUCCCCAAAUCCUUUAGGCUGCAGCUUAAGCUCGUUUCUUCAUUUUGCAUCCUGUGGAGAUGAGAAAACAGCUCAGUGUGCCCUACCUGCCUGCCUGCCCUGCGAAGAGACCUCCCAGCAUCCCCUCUGUCGGGCUGUAGGAUUCCUGCUGUGCUGAUGCUUGGGUUUGUCCUUUUGUUUUCAGAGACACAGCUCAUGGGAUAUGUAGCUUUAAGGACUGUCCCCAGUAUCAUCUUCGUUGGAUGAGAAUGCUGACAACGAUCACAGAAGGUUAUGUGCUCCAUCUGUGUAGCAGGGAGGGUGGUCUGUCCCAAGUGUCUUAAGAAUACUAAGAAUCAGUAAGGACCCCCUUUGUCAUGUUGCUUCUUCAUGCUAUCAGAAUGCCGGUUCCUCGGCACAGAAUCCAGAAUGCAGCCUACAGAGCCUGAAAGCACGUUCACACUCCUUCUCCUUCAUCCCACAUCUAGGGACUGCAGUCAUUAGACCUUCCAAACGCUGAUCAGGAAUAGGAUUCGUUGUCAUACUUCCAGUCCCAAGGAUGAGUUUUCUGUCAAGUAACCUAAGUGCAUGCGCACUGGUUUGCACCUGCCUGAGUGGUGGCUCCCGAGUCAGGGGCUGGUUUGAUGACUCCACUCAGAGCUGAGGUGGUGCUGGGUGAGGCUGGGGCGGGUUUGCUUUUUAUUCGGCCCUCCUGCUGGUCUGUUUGUCCAGUCCUUUCUGAGUUAGGCAUGAUGCCCCCAAAAUGUCAUCAAUUUUAAACAACAAAGUUGAUAGGAAUCUAGGAAAUGAAAAAAAUCUUCUAAUCAGGCCAAGCAUUUUGAUGAGCCGGCCCAGGCCGUGUGUGUUGGGGGCAGGUGGGAGGGGAGGUGGUGGUGUAUGGGCCCAGGCCUCGAGAGAAACAGAAAUUCAGGACUGACUUUACAGGGAGAGUGACUAUAAGGUUGCCUCUAAGGUCUGGUUUCAGGGUCCCUGAAAGGCUUUUAUGUUAAAACAAACAAACAAACACAAAAAAACUUUCAUUAGGUGACUUUCUAAGGCCUAAAAUGUCACUACUAGAAAGUCCCUCCUGUGGCUUAAAGUUUUGAUGCAAGAAUGCAAAUGUCCCCAGGAGAGCACGUCAUUCACUUUUUGUACUCCUUCCAGGGAAGGGGGACAAGGAGCACACCCAGCACAAGGAGAGGUGAUGGAAGGAGGGGCACGGGGGCCCGCAGAGAGGAAAACGGUGGGGAAGGUGGGCUAGAGGGUGGUAGGAAUGGUAAACACAACUACAGAGGCCUCACGUUUGUGAUAGGAUAGCCGUGGCUGCCUAAAUUAACUAUGUUUUGCUGGACAUGGUCAUUAAUCAUCUAAAAUCUAGGACCAAUUCUGAGGGCCCAUGAACUUCUGGAAGAGCUGGGCGUUGGAAUUAAGUGAAGCCUUUGCAGUGGCUUCAUCCCUGGAGCAGCUGUGUGACUCUGGGACGUUCACCUACCCUCUCUGUUCCAAGUCUUGAUGUCCUCAUCUGUAAUCUAGAGGGAGUAAUACUUCCCAAGGCGCGUGUUAUGAGCACCUCUCGCAGUGGAAGUUUAAGUGGCACAUAGUAGACACUCCAUAAGCCCCCUUUGCCAUUCAUUUCACACUCCCAUUUUCAUAUGUUUUAGAGCAGAUAUACGUCAUAUGCCCUUUUUCCUAACAUGCCGGUGUCGGCCCGGGCAGUUAUUGAGUUGAUGGUACUUGAUCACUGGGGAGAGGAGGGCAAACCAACUCAUGCAUGAACACACUUGGAAACCCUGAGUGAGCAGACAAAAUGAUAUGCAUUAGAUUUUGACAGCCAGAGGCAUUUUCCUCUUGCCCUUCUCUGUUCUUUUUGUUGGAGAUCCUUGAUGGAUUUGAAUGGCUGUCCUCAUACUGGGCUGAUGCGUCCCUUUGAAUGUGGAUUGUCAUGUGAGUUGGAAAUUAUUCAAUUCUGUGUCCAGGGAUAAAUGCAAAGCAUAGCAGGGGAGAACGAUGAGUACACUUGCAAGUGGUUCUUUUCAUGUAUCAGUCAUAAAAGUAAAUCGUUUUAUGAUUGAGGUAGCUGUGUACGGAUUGAAUCACUGGUGCCCAGUAGAAAAACGUGACAGUGUUUGGGUUUCACAGGUCUCACAUUUCAGAAUGUCUAUUCAGGUCUACAGCCAUACCACCCUGAACGUGCCCGAUCCUAUCUGAUCUUGGAAGCUGAGCAGGGUUGCGCCUGGUUAGUACUUGGGUGGGAGACUGUUGAAGAUCAAACUUUCCUUAAGGGAGAUUUGGAAUUGAACAGUAAGGAAAAGUGCUAUUCACAGAUUCAUUCAUUCAAUUUCUUCCGUGGGAGAAACACCCAACCGUGAGCUCCCCUUUGUAGUUUUUGGAUGUCUUGCUUUGCUUCUACACACCUUUUGGUUAGUGUGAGAUACUGGAUUCCUGAGAAUGAUUCCUGAAGUUUUUUGUGAGGAAGGGUGAAUGCAAAUUCGAGAAGAGUAGCCACUGUUGCUAACUUUCAAUGCCCCAGAAGUGAUUGGUGUGCUGUCUUUAUAGUCUACCUAGCUCCCAUUUCCCCAGACAGCAUUAGAUUGUAUUUCUCCAUCCCAGGCUUGUGGAAACCUCACAUCUGGAAUUGGGGGGAAUGCUCGUGGACUUUGAUUUGUACCCUUAGCCCAAAAUUGUGCAUGUCUCCACAAUGGAGAUUCUUUCCCUAAUGCUGUGAAAAUCUUCACACUCAUGCUCUUUUUUCAUCCCUUCAGUUUCUCUAAAGAGUUAUCUCCCUUGCUAAUCAUUUUACUCCAGAGGUAGGGGGCAGUUUUGGGAGGAGUGAGUGAUAUAUGUUAAAAUCAUCUGUGUUUAUUCUGUUCAGAAUUUUUAUCCAAUAUUAAAAGCGCAUCCUAACCAAUGUGUGUUUUAUCAUGAAACAUUCUCCUUUCCCUUUCUUCUUCUAUGAGAUUCCAAAUGCAUUUUUUUUUCUUAAUGUUAUUAAAUUUAAAGGUUUUUGGAUUCUUCUUUCUUAGGUUACUGUUUUUUCCUGAGCGUGCCUUGCAUCAUUGAAUAGUCAGUUUUAGAUCCAAGUUUGACCAAAAUGUGUUUGACUGUUGCUUGAAUAUUUAGCCUAUAUUUAUGUUGUGUUGUAUUACAGUAUCAGUUACAUAGUGAGCUGAGAGAUUUUGUUUGACAAAAUGUUAUGUUUCAUUUUAGUAAUUUGAAAAUCAAGAAUUUUCUUUGGAACCUCAUAACUUAAGAUAAAAAUGUAAUUGUGCUUCUCACUAACUUGUUUUUCUUCUGCAACAAAAUAUGGAAACAUUUACAUUAGUUAUAUGCAGAUAAAACCAGAGUUUUAUCUUCCUUUUAAGCUGUUGAUGAACUUGGUUUGUUUUCUUUGAAGAAAUGAAUGCUUCUGUUAUCUCACUUAGAAUGCAAUGAAUAUUAUUCCUUAUCAGGAUAGUUUUAUGUUGCUCUUCUCAGAGGUGUUUUAAAGAUUGUCCAACUGUAUCAUACAAAAUGCUAAGAACUUAUUUAAUAUAGGAAUGCAUCUUGAGACUAUGUCAAAUUACUAAAUUGUUAUUCUUGCACUAGCAAGACAAUGUAAUCAAGCCAGAGAAUGCCUAGAGUUUAUUUUGAUUUGUUUCCCGUUUGUUUUAAAUUUACCACCCACGGUUAUCCAAAAAUAUAUAAAAGCUUGUGGGUUUGGUAUAUUUGUUUUGCUGUCAUACUGUAAUGAUGUGCAAACAUAACUGUAUUUAAAGUCUUUAGGAUCAAACAGAUUAGAUGUCAUUUACUUUUUUUUGCCAACAAUAUCAGAGAACAUAAAAAAAUUCAUUUUCCUAAUCUGCUGUUGUCAUAAGUUGAUAGUUGCACUGUUUGCAUAGUUGACCACCCACUGAAGCCAAGGCACGUGAAACUGCUGUCCACUAAAAUGGGCCUGAAAGUCACAUGGGACCCACCCAAAGAUGCUACCAGUAGACCCGUGGAGCAUUACAACAUUGCCUAUGGGAAGUCACUGAAAAGUCUUAAAUACAUCAAGGUGAAUGCGGAGACAUACUCCUUCCUUAUUGAGGAUGUGGAGCCGGGGGUAGUGUACUUUGUGCUGGUUACUGCAGAAAACCACAGUGGAGUGAGCCGUCCAGUAUACAGAGCUGAGAGCCUGCCUGGAGGUGAAUGGAUCAAGAUUGAUGGUUUUCCCAUCAAGGGUCCAGGACCAUUUAAUGAGACCGUCACAGAAAAGGAAGUGCCCAACAGGCCCUUGCGUGUGCGUGUCCGGUCCUCAGACGACAGGCUGUCGGUCGCGUGGAAGGCGCCACGCCUGUCUGGAGCCAAGAGUCCACGCAGAUCCCGGGGUUUCCUCCUGGGCUACGGGGAGAGUGGCCGGAAGAUGAAUUAUGUCCCACUGACGAGAGAUGAGCGGACACACGAAAUUAAGAAGCUGGCCUCGGAGUCUGUGUACGUGGUCUCCCUGCAGUCCAUGAACGCCCAGGGGCGGAGCCAGCCGGUCUACAGAGCUGCCCUAACCAAACGGAAGAUUUCAGAAGAGGAUGAACUGGAUAUACCUAAAGACAUCACUGUCCGGGUUAUGUCAUCCCAGUCUGUGCUUGUGGCCUGGGUGGAUCCUGUUUUGGAAAAACAGAAGAAGGUUGUUGCAUCAAGACAGUACACCGUGCGCUAUCGAGAAAAGGGGGAAUCCGCCAGGUGGGAUUACAAGCAAAUCACCAAUAGGCGUGUGUUGAUCGAGAACCUGAUUCCAGACACCGUGUAUGAAUUUGCAGUCCGCAUUUCACAGGGUGAAAGAGAUGGCAAAUGGAGCAUAUCAGUCUUCCAAAGAACACCAGAAUCUGCUCCUACCACAGCUCCUGAAAACCUGAACGUCUGGCCAGUCAAUGGCAAACCUACAGUUGUCACCGUGUCUUGGGAUGCCCUACCAGAGACUGAGGGCAAGGUGAAAGAAUACAUUCUUUCCUACGCCCCGGCUCUCAAACCAUUUGGAGCAAAGUCCCUCACCUAUCCUGGAGACACUACUUCUGCCCUGGUGGAUGGUCUGCAGCCUGGAGAACGCUAUCUUUUCAAAAUCCGGGCUGCAAACAGGAGAGGCCUGGGACCUCACUCCAAAGCCUUCGUUGUCGCUAUGCCAACAACCAGGAGCAGUGACGCUCAGCAGAACUCGGAGGGCAAUUGGAAACCUCGAAAACCCGAGCCGCCCUCGUCUUCUCCCAAAGCUGCAGCUUCCUCACAGCACACUCAUUUGCCUGUUUCUCCCCAAGAUAGAAAUGCCAAGGACCCUCUUCUUGACUUGAAGAACAAGAUACUGGCUAACGGCGGGUUGCCCAGAAAACUCCCGCUUCGCCCUCGGAAGACUGAAGAGUUGGAUCUUCAGUCGACAGAAGUCACGGAGGAGGAGGAGCUGGAUUCCCUGGAGCACCCUCCAGUCUCGCCCUCGGAGAGCCAGGACCAGAAGCGGAGCCCGAGGCCACCAAGCAGGCAUGGGCACUCGGUGGUGGCUUCUGGCAGGACGCCUGCGCUGCCCCGAAAGGAAGGUGCAGACAAGCGCGGCUCCUCCUCCGCGGCCUCUGCCGCCCACCGCACAGCCGCCCAGGGCACCUCUCACCGUCCUUCGUGGGGCUCCUCUGCCAGCCCGCCUGCCAGCUCUGCCGACAACGACUCGGUGGACCCAGACGGGGACGAGCGAGCUGCAGGCUCCCUCCACCCCAAGGACAGGUCCGCCCAGCAGCCACCUCCCAAGGGCCCGGCCCAGCCGCAACCGGCCCUGUCGCCCAGCCGCCAGUCUGCCGCCAGCGUCCUGCGGGACAGAAGCGCCCCGCACCAUGGCACAAGGCCAGCCUCGCCGGCGUGGAGGGCGCCCCAUUCCGGGGCGGUGCAGGAAGAUUUCAGCGCCUCGGCCCCGCCAGCCAGACUUUCUCCCCGCCCUCGCGGGUCAUCGCGGUCACUGCCCACCCAUCCGCAGCUGGGUCCUCCGCCCUCCAGGAGCUGGAGGGAUGGCCCUGAAGCCCCAGCCGCCAACUCUAACGCGCCAUCACGGUCCACCGUGUCUUCCUCCAGGACACAGGUCUCUGAGGGCGCAGACGCUUCUGAUGGCCAGGGCGACAGUGGCGCGGAAGACAGCAGGAGGCCGGCGGAGGCCACGGCCCAGACACUGCGGGCCCGGCCUGCCUCUGGACAUUUGAGUUUGCUCAGACACAAGCCCUUUGCUGCCAACGGCAGGUUUCCAAACAGGUUUGGCGGUGGCCGGGGACUCCGGCUGCAGCCCUCCAGCUCCCCCCAGUCCACGGCGCCCUCCCGAGCCCACUCAGGGACUCACCCUCACCCAGCCUCCGUCCCCAGGCCCGGCUCAGGUACCCAUGGAGACGGGGAGGAUGAGAAGCCACUUUCUGCCACCGAGGUAGAUGACCACGCGCCUUCCUCCUCCAGGCAGACCACCUCCCGGGGAUGGGACCCCCUAAGAAGAAGCCCCCAGAGAGGGGCCAGCCUGCACCGGAAGGAGCCCGUCCCAGAGAACCCCAAAUCCGCGGGGACAGAUGCACAUCCUCAGGGCAAAUCCUCCUCUCUGUCCUCUAAGGCGCAGGACGUUCAACAGAGCACAGACGUGGACGUGGAGGGUCAUUCUCCCAAAACGCAGCCCGUGUCCCUGGGCCGCCAGCUGUCCUCUGCUCGUCCUCCCGCAGCGCGGUCACAGCACCACCCUGCGCCCAGUGCUCCCAGAAGGAUGACCCCAGGCCGGGCCUCAGAAAGGCAGCCCCCUCCACCCGUGUCCCCGUCCCAGCGCCCGCCCUCGGGCCCCCAGAGCAAGGACGCGGGGCGGGCACUUUCCCAGCCCAAGCUCGGGCUUGCUCAGGCCGGGCGCCCGCGCCCCACGUCGUCGCAGGGCAGCGCCCCCGCCCUCUCGGACCGGUACCCCGCCAGCUCCCGGGGGGUGCUGCACCCGGGGCGCCGGGGCCAGGACGAGGAUUCCCAGAGCAGCGACGAGGGUGACAGCAUGGAAGUCGGGGCCCCGGCCCGCGCCAAGGACGCCACCCCAACCCUGCCCAAGCACCGUCAGGUGGAGUCGCCAGCGGGGAGCGCGGAUGACAGACCCCGGGGUGGACACGCAGGCUCCUGGCCGAGGCCUGGCAGGCCCCAGACACGCGGCCCGGGCAGGGCAGGGCCCCCCGCGGGGCAGCAGGAGGGAGGCGGGGACCAGGCCACUCACCGGGAGACCCAGCCUCCUUCCAGGCGGCCCUUGCCAUCCAAAUCCCAGCAGUCAGUCUCCGCGGAGGACGAGGCGGAGGAGGACGCGGGGUUUCUAAAAGGAGGGAAGGAAGACCCUCUGUCUUCCUCUGUGUCCAAGUGGCCCUCUUCCUCCACCCCCAAGGACAGCAAAUAUGCUGGUGGCAGCCUCGCCAAGGACCAGCGGGAGUCUGCCGUGGUGCUGGCUCCUCGCAGAGGGAGCUCCUUGCAGGAAGAGAGCACCGCUCUGGCAAAGCAACCUCUGCCGCCGCCUCCAGGCAGCCCCCCGAGGGCCUCCCACCUACCGCCCCGACUGCCGCCUCGCAGCCCUGCCACAGCAAGUCCCGUCACAGGGACCCCCUACUGGCCGAGGUCCGCCACCCGCGCCCCUCCCAGCUACUCCACCACCCCCAUGCUCUCCUUGCGCCAGCGGAUGAUGCAUUCGAGAUUCCGGAACCCUCUCUCCCGCCAGACUGGGAGACCCCCUAACAGACAAGGUUAUAAUGGCCGACCAAGUGUGGAAGGGAAGGCUCUUCCUGGUAGUAAUGGAAAACCGAAUGGACAGAGAAUUAUCAAUGGCCCUCAAGGAACAAAGUGGGUUGUGGACCUCGAUCGUGGGUUAGUACUGAAUGCAGAAGGAAGGUACCUCCAGGAUUCACAUGGAAAUCCUCUUCGGGUUAAACUGGGAGGGGAUGGCCGGACCAUCGUGGACGAAUUCUCAGGCUUGGAGACCGACACGGCCACGCCCACGGAAGAGGCCUACGUUGUAUAUGAUGACGAUUAUGAAUUUGAGACCUCGAGGCCACCAGCCACCACCACGCCUUCUACCUCUGCUGCCCCAACUACACCAAAGGUCGUCCCAGAAGAAGGCACCAUCAGUUCCUUUCCUGACGAAGAAUUUGAUCUGGCUGGAAAGAAACGAUUUAUUGCUCCUUAUGUGACGUACCUGAAUAAAGACCCGUCAGCCCCGUGCUCUCUGACUGAUGCUCUGGAUCACUUCCAAGUGGACAGCCUGGAUGAAAUCAUCCCAAAUGACCUGAGGAAGAGUGACCUGCCUCCUCAGCAUGCCCCCCGCAAUAUCACCGUGGUCGCUAUGGAAGGCUGCCACUCGUUUGUUAUUGUGGACUGGGACAAAGCCACCCAAGAAGAUGUGGUAACAGGUUACCUGGUGUACAGCGCGUCCUAUGAAGACUUCAUCAGAAACAAGUGGUCCACCCAAGCUUCAUCCGUGACUCAUUUGCCCAUCGAGAACCUGAAGCCAAACACAAGGUAUUAUUUUAAAGUUCAAGCCAAGAAUCCUCACGGCUAUGGACCCGUCAGCCCCUCGGUGUCGUUUGUUACGGAAUCAGACAAUCCUCUGCUUGUUGUGAGGCCACCUGGCGGCGAGCCCAUCUGGAUCCCGUUUGCUUUCAAACACGACCCCGGCUACACGGACUGCCACGGCCGGCAGUAUGUGAAGCGGACGUGGUAUCGAAAGUUUGUGGGAGUCGUUCUUUGUAACUCACUGAGAUAUAAGAUCUACCUCAGUGACAACCUGAAAGAUACAUUCUACAGCAUUGGAGACAGCUGGGGAAGGGGUGAAGACCACUGCCAAUUUGUGGAUUCGCACCUUGAUGGAAGAACAGGGCCUCAGUCCUAUGUAGAAGCCCUCCCUACCAUUCAAGGUUACUACCGCCAGUAUCGCCAGGAGCCCGUCAGCUUCGGCCAGAUUGGCUUUGGCACCCCCUACUACUACGUGGGCUGGUACGAGUGUGGGGUCUCCAUCCCAGGAAAGUGGUAACCACGGGACUAUCGCUCUGCAAGCCGGCCCCGCCCAGCCCCGCCCGGCCCGGUGGGCUCCCUUGCACAGGGGCUGUGAGCAGAAGACGGACGGCGUCCCCAGCCCCGCCGUGGCUGCCCAGCUGUCAGGAAGGCCACAGGGUGGACACUGGACAUUCUGGUCAUCUUCAGUCUGGACCUCGGCCCCAUUUCUCGGCCUAGACUGUGAACAGGAUUCAGUUUUGCUGUUAACUUCGCUUCUCCACGUUUUUUGUUUAUGGUAACACGUCCCAGAGACAUCCGAAACCAGCAGCUGAUUCAGUGUGAUUUCCAGACCGUUUAGGCACAACACUCGGGCACUUUCGUAUUCCCAGAAACAGCAUAAGCACACUGUGCUUGCUUUAUGGAAUGCUACACGCUCUCUGUUUUUCUCAUUUUGGACUCCUCCAAAACUAGCUGAAUUUAAGCUUCAGGUCUCUUUGUAUGCAGUAGAACUGAAUUACUAAGAACAUCGCCAAAGAAAAUAUAUCCUACUUGAGAUUUAUUCUAUGGACCUACCCACUGCUAGACUAAAUGUAUCAAAUCUUAUUUGUAAAUUCUCAAUUUUGAUAUAUAUAUGUAUAUAUGCAUAUACAUAUCCACACUUGUCUGCAAGAAUAUUGAUUAAAAUUGCUGAAUUUGUACUUGUUCACAAGA